AAAAAAAAUUGAUAAAAUGACUGAAUUAGCAAAAAGUUCUUAUUGGACCGAGAUGGAACAAAAGAUUACAAAUGAAUUAGUGUUAAAAACACAGAGAAGAUUUGGAUAGUUUGAGCAUAAGAUAAAUGAUGGUAGUAUAUAAGAAUACUUAAGUUAUUUAAUAAAUAAUUGACUCUUAUGAAUUAAGUUAUAAGAGUGAUGUAAUAAUGGAUAAUGGAGCAAUUUACAGUGGAGAGAUGAGAAAUAAUCAAAGGUGUGGAAGAGGAACACAAAUUUGGAAAGAUGGAUCUAUUUAUGAAGGGUUUUUAUCUAAAGUUAUAUUUAGAACUUGGUUAGAUGGUUAAGCAUUUGGUUUUGGGAGAUAGAUUCAUUCAGAUGGUGAUAUGUAUUAAGGAAAUUGGAAUGAAAAUAAAUCAAGUGGAUAUGGAGAGUAUUAUCAUUAAAAUGGAGCAGUUUAUAAAGGAGAAUGGAGCGAGGAUAAAUAGGAUGGAAAGGGAAUGGAAAAAUGGCCAAAUGGAAAUUAAUACAUAGGAUUCUAUAAAUAAGGAUAAAAAGAGGGGAAGGGAAGGUAUAUUUGGAGUGAUGGUUCUGAGUAAAAUAAAUAAUUAUAAUUAGAUAUAAUGGAGAUUUCUGUCAGAAUGAUAUUUAAGGUUAAGGGAUUUAUAAAUGGUCAGAUGGAAGAAUAUACGAGGGUUAAUGGAAAUAUAAUAAAAUGGAUGGAUAUGGAACAUAUAUUUGGACUGAUGGGAGAAAAUAUAUAGGAAAUGUAUUAUAAUAGAAUUAAAUUUAGUACAAAGAGGAUAAGAAAUAAGGAUAUGGUAAAUUUGUAUGGCCAGAUGGAAGAUCAUUUGAAGGUUUAUGGGAGAAUGGUAAAUAACAUGGAGAAGGAGUCUUUAUAACAGAAAAUGGAUAGAGAAAAAAAGGAGUUUGGUGUGAAGGUAUCAGAACAAAAUGGUUAGAAGAGGAAUAGUGAAUUUACAAUUUAUAGAUUUUCAUUUAAAGCAAC
Molecule: messenger RNA, 1006 nt
Organism: Paramecium sonneborni
Lineage: Eukaryota; Ciliophora; Oligohymenophorea; Peniculida; Parameciidae
Source: the annotation of a GenBank genome assembly